Messenger RNA from Miscanthus lutarioriparius, 1101 nucleotides. The record is from the annotation of a GenBank genome assembly. NCBI's taxonomy places the organism in Eukaryota, Viridiplantae, Streptophyta, Magnoliopsida, Poales, Poaceae.
AUGCCGGAGCCGGAGGAGACGUCGCUCGAGGGCACUCCGAAAUGGAUCGUGGCGUCCGUGUGCUCCGGCAUCGUCCUCAUGUCCUUCGUCUUCGAACGCGCGCUCCAUCGCCUCGGCAAGGACGUGAUCCAGGACAUCUGCAUCGACGAGAGCCUCAUGGAACGCUGGUUGCCGUGCCGGGGCGCCUCGUCGGCGGCGGCACACCAUCACCGCAGUAUCUUUUCCAUCUUUGGCCGUGACGGCGCCGGCAGCGCGAGGAGGAGGAUGCUCCAAGGAAGACCAGCCUCGGAGCACUGUUCAAACAAGGGACAAGUCCCACUGCUCUCGCUUCCGGCCUUGGAACAGAUCCACGUCGUCUUCAUUUUUGUGCUGGCCAUCACUCAUGUUGUUCUCAGGGCCAUCACCGUGCUCCUGGGGCUUCUUCAGAUGCGCAAAUGGAUGCACUGGGAGAACGCCAUCCAAGAAGAGGACGACAGUGCUCCUAAGAUGAUCAAUCAAGUUCAUACAGGACUGGUGCAAGGGACACCAGAAAGUCGCCAUGGUCAUAAUAUGGAUGGACUUGAGUGGCAGUUUAACAACUAUACCUUCAAUCUGUUCUACUGCAGAUGGUAUCAUUGGAUAUUUGUGAUGAUCUUUCUGCUCCUCAAUGUCACCGGAUGGCACUCCAACUUCUGGAUCUCACUAAUCCCGUUGUCUCGAAGCUGGAGCACAAUCAUAAACAAGUUGGCCUACGAGGUCGCCACGAAGCACACUGCUGCUGCCGAGGACGAAGAGGGUGGCGUGCGCAUGGACGGCAUGGUCAUGAGCCCUUCAGACGACCUGUUCUGGUUCCGGAGCCCCCGGCUGGUACUCAUCCUCAUCCGCUUCAUCCUGUUCCAGAACGCCUUCUUCUUCUGGACGCUGGAGACAUUCGGCGUUAAUUCCUGCAUGAUGGACGGACUGGGAUACAGCGUGUCAAGAAUUGUCAUAUGUGUCAUCGUGGAGGUCCUCUGCAGCUACAGCACGCUCCCUCUCUACGCCAUCGUCACUCAUAUGGGGAGGUUCAAGAGCGCCGUCUUCGCGGACGAUGUCGCGGAGCACAUCAGAGGCGCAACAGGGUGA